Messenger RNA from Caenorhabditis angaria, 2201 nucleotides. The record is from the annotation of a GenBank genome assembly. Lineage: Eukaryota; Metazoa; Nematoda; Chromadorea; Rhabditida; Rhabditidae.
AUGCGUUUUUCAUUCAUAAAAGCUCUAGACAAGUUAUUUUUCAAAAACCCAACUUUAAAGUUUCAGAAAACCCUCCAAUUUUCUGUGUGUGCAAUGGAGCGCGCUUGAGCGUUCAAACGAAUUGUGUGCGAAGUGAGUUUUUUAUUUUUUCACUCCGAGAAAUCGAAAAAUUUGCAGUGUUCGUGCCAUUUUUGAUAGGAUUUUCAAACCCGAAAAGGAAAAUUAAAAGUGAGUUUUCUUACCUUGCAACAAAUGCACAAUAUUUUUCCAUCAAAUUAGCCCAAGGGCCUUCGAGUGGAGCAGUUCGAAAUAUUUUGCCUCUCAUAAAGAAUAAUAGAAAUUUCGGAGUUUCACGACUUUUUUGAUUGAAUAAUAAAAGAUUGUUUUACCUUCUGACCACUUAUUAAAAAAUGACCGGUUUUGGCAAAAGUGAGAUUCUAUUUCUAAGUGGUUAGGUAGAUGACUAAUUAUUCAAGUUUCCAUUUUUUUCACUUGGCCAAUAAAAAAUACGGAAAACAAUCAAAAGUGAGUAAAUCUUCUAGAAAAACAUUGUUUUUGAAGUUUUUUCUCAAAGUUUAAUCGGAAAAUCGUUGUAUUUGUCAAAAAAGUUCAAGAAUGACGUGAUUUUUAAUUUCGAAAACAAACUCACUGAAGCUUUGGUUGAAAAAAUCUUUUCAAAUAACUUAUUUUUAAAAACACCUCCCUUUUUCAUGUGUAUAUUUUAAAAACAUCAAACGCGCUCCAAUAAAAAUUGUUCUUUUAACAUUAUAAAAAAUCUAUCUUUUAUAGUUUUUGUUCCAACUCCAAGAAUAAAAAUGAAGUUACGAGAGAUUUGUUCUGUUCGGCACACGGAUAAAUUGCAAUCAAGUCGAGUUUGGAUGUCAUCGUGGAAUCAUUCUGGAAAAUUGAUAGCAUCUUGUGGCGAUGAUAAAACUGUUGUUCUUUGGGCAUACAAUGAAGGUUAGUCUUUUUCAAAGAACAACAUUGAAAAUAUUAAUUCGAUGAUCAAAACUCAUCUCGCAAUGCAAUUAUAAUUAUUAUUUCAUAGGAAAAUUGGAAUUUGUGAAACGAGUGGAUGGAGAACACGAAAAAGCGAUUAGAUGCGUCAAUUUCUCACAUUGUGGAAAUUAUUUGGCAAGUGCUGGAUUUGAUGCGGUUGUUGUUGUUUACGCUAAUGGAGAGUAAGUUGAUAGUUAUGUUUUCGUAAAACUUAAAAAUUAAUUUUAAGACACGGUUUCGAACAAUAUUCAAGAAUGGAAGGACAUGAAAGCGAGGUUUGUCAUAAAUAUUUAAAAAAAAUGUAUUUAAACAAAACCUGAAAUUUUUAGGUAAAAUGUUGUGCAUAUUCUCCAAGUGAUGAAUUCUUGGCAACUUGUAGUCGCGACAAAACAGUUUGGUUAUGGCAAAGUAUGUUUUGUAUAGUUUCUAUCAGGAUAGAUUAUUAAUUCCACUAAAAUAUUUUUUUAGUGGAUGAGGAACUCGAUUAUAAUGUUUCAUCGAUUAUGCAAACUCAUAGUCAAGAUGUGAAAAGCGUUGUAUGGCAUCCACAUGAACAGGUAACUUCAUAAAAAUAUAUCAUGUUCAUAUGUUUUUCAAUUUUAGUUGUUAGUAUCUUGCGGAUAUGAUUCAGCGAUACGAUUCUAUAAAUAUGAUGGAGAAGAUUGGAUUACUCAACAAAGAAUAGAAAAUGUUCAUGAAGGAACUGUUUGGUCAGCUGCUUUUGAUGGUGAAGGUAAUCGAUUGGUUACUGUAGGAGAAGAUCAUAAAAUUAAGGUAAGAGUUAAAAAAUUGCAGAUAAAUAAAUUUCUUAUAGUUGUUCAUGCGUUCAAAUAUUGGAAUAAAAUCAGCCGAAAACGAUACUUGGAUGAAAAUUUGUGAGUUAGAAGUUGAAAAUACGCGUUGGCCAUUAUAUUCUGUAUCAUGGAAUGCUACAAAUGAUCUAAUAGCAACUGGUGGAGGAGAUUCUAAAAUAAGGUAACUUCAUUCUUUUUGAAUUUCUCAAUUUGUCUCAAUUUUCCAGAAUAUUCAAAAUUGCUGGGAACACCGCGGAAAAUUCGAUCAUAGAACAUUUGGGUGUUUAUGGAAAGCAUGAACUUGAAAUUAACAGUGUAUCAUGGUGUCCAAAUCCUGAAACACCAACAUUGCUCACUUCUGCAUCGGAUGAUGGAUGUAUCAAAGUUUGGAAUAUGGAUAUUUUAUAA